GUAUUAUUUCUGUGAUUGAAUCAGCCAUCAGUAACACGAGCAUCUCUUAAUGAAUCCAUUAGGAUCAAUAGAUAUACAACACAUAUUAUCAUAGAUAGGCGGAGCUUAAUGUAGAAUAGAGCAGAAGAGCUCAAAGAGGCUUGAUACACCUACUUAUAGAUCAUUAAAUUCAAACCACAUACAACAAUGAUCUUCAUCUGCUCUGUUUUAACAUUUGUCUUGAGUUAUGGUGAAGCUAAUAAGAGUCCUAUCAGUUCAGAUAAACCAUAUGUGUCUUUAAACGAAGGCAGUAAUGCUACUCUAUCCUGUACCUUCGAUGAAUCAGCUUACCGUCUCCACUGGUAUCGACAGAAGACCGGAUCGAAGUUAGAGUUUUUGCUGCUAAUUGAUAAAUCCACCAAAGUUGUAGUGGCAGCUAGUCCACCUCUUCCGCAUAUGUCCACUAGCAUCCAUAAUAACAAUCGUGUGGAUCUGGAGAUCUCCUCUGCUGCUGUAUCAGACUCUGCUCUUUACUACUGUGCUCUGCAGACCACAGUGAUAGGAAAGCUUGUAACACAUUAUAAAGACUAUACGGGUACUGUAAAUAAUUUACAAUGGUACAGACAAUAUCCCAGAUCCAAACCGGAGUUCCUCCUUUACAUCUUCCAACAUGGAGCUAUGAGUGAAGACAGACCACCCAGAUUUUCUGCUGCAGUUAAUCAAGACAACAAACAAGUGGAUCUGGAGAUCUCCUCUGCUGUAGAGACAGAUUCUGCCAUGUACUACUGUGCCCUGGUGCCCACAGUGACAGGAAACCCACCUGCUCCGUACAAAAACUUAAUACCUUAA
Molecule: messenger RNA, 828 nt
Organism: Sinocyclocheilus rhinocerous
Lineage: Eukaryota; Metazoa; Chordata; Actinopteri; Cypriniformes; Cyprinidae
Exons: 3
Coding region: 187-828 (213 amino acids)
Source: RefSeq, a predicted model, not a curated record